GCCGACCUCUGAUUUCCGGGCUCACAUCAUGUCGUAUUUCCUCCCACAUCUUCCUUCUGGCUGGCACGUUGACGAAGCGAUCAAGUCUGAGGAAGACCGAGUUGUCGUCAUCCGCUUCGGUCACGACUGGGACCCACAAUGCAUGGUCAUGGACGAGACCCUCUACGCCGUCGCGGACAAGGUCCAGAACUUUGCUGUCAUCUACCUCGUCGACAUCACGGAGGUACCUGAUUUCAACAAGAUGUACGAGUUGUAUGACCCCUGCACGGUGAUGUUCUUCUACAGAAACAAGCACAUUAUGAUAGAUCUUGGCACUGGUAAUAACAACAAGAUUAACUGGGCGAUGGAUAACAAACAGGAGCUUAUCGACAUCAUCGAGACUGUCUACCGCGGUGCUUCGAAAGGCCGCGGUCUUGUCGUCUCUCCGAAGGACUACUCUACCCGAUACCGCUACUAGACGACAGACUGCCACCCAUGAAAUUCAGUAUCUUGCAACAUGCUUUCCCGUGGAGCUCUCUAUAAUAUUACCUUGCAAGCUAUGAUUCGUCUCGUUACUCUCGGAUUUCUUCCUCUCCGCUGAGAUUAUAGGCUGUUAACC
Phanerochaete carnosa HHB-10118-sp is the source of this 598-nucleotide messenger RNA. RefSeq lists its product as uncharacterized. The coding region runs from base 29 to 457 and encodes 142 amino acids. The record is from RefSeq and is a predicted model, not a curated record. Gene Ontology annotation, cellular component: spliceosomal complex; U5 snRNP; U4/U6 x U5 tri-snRNP complex. Lineage: Eukaryota; Fungi; Basidiomycota; Agaricomycetes; Polyporales; Phanerochaetaceae. Gene Ontology annotation, biological process: mRNA splicing, via spliceosome. The transcript is spliced from 6 exons.